Callithrix jacchus (white-tufted-ear marmoset) is the source of this 1384-nucleotide messenger RNA. Its product is annotated as cancer/testis antigen family 45 member A10-like. Gene Ontology annotation, cellular component: integrator complex. NCBI's taxonomy places the organism in Eukaryota, Metazoa, Chordata, Mammalia, Primates, Cebidae. The record is from RefSeq and is a predicted model, not a curated record. Gene Ontology annotation, biological process: snRNA 3'-end processing.
GUGAGGCUAAGGCUGCGCUUCCUGGUUUGGUGGGCUGGCGCCCUUGGUCCUGCUUGUUUAUGAGGCUUCUUCUCUGGACUCUGGCGACCCAACAGGUUCCCAGUGAGCUUCCCUUCCUUCCAUCUCCCUUGGGCACUAUGGGAUCUGUGUUUCUGGAAACAAUGACCGAUAAAACAGAGAGAGUGGCUGGUGAUCCUGAAACCGUAUUUAAACGUCCCAGGGAAUGUGAUAGUCCUUCUUAUCAGAAAAGGCAGAAGAUGGCCCUGUUGGCAAGGAAACAAGGAGCUGGAGAUGGCCUUAUUGGAGGCUCUGCCAUGUCCAAAGAAAAGAAGCUUAAGGUAGGAGAUGGUAUUCCACUGAGCCAAUGUUAUUGGAUUGAUGAGUUCAUCGGCUUCAGCAAAGAUGGGCUGAUGCAGAAACGUGAUAGAAAUGCAACUGUAGGAGGAAUCAUUACCAGCAAUUUCUCUGCAGAUGACCUAAAAGUCACAGAAAUACUCCUCUUUCCAAAAAGCCAAGAAAAAAUUAAUUCUGAUAUAAAAUGUCAGUUAAUGAAGGAAAUUCAACACUUUGGACAAAUAUAUGAAAAAAUCUUCAAGUUGCUUGAUGGACUGCAAGGACCUAUAGAAGUCAAGAAACAAGUUUUUGAAUCCAUCAUCAAGGAAGCAGCAAGGUAUAUGAGAGGAGACUUAAUUCCACACCUUGAGAAGAAACUGGAAGAAAUGACGUCUGGCUACUUGUCCAAGAAGGAACAUCAGACCCUAAAUGCAUAAUCUCUUUAAUGAUUGAGGAGAAAAGAGGAUCAAAUUGCUGUUUUCUACAAUAGAGUAGGAUAUGGCUGAAGCCUCCUAGCAUGUGUUAGUGAAUAAAAUGGCCUUCCAGAGGCUAAGAAAUUUCUGUCAGUAAAAGUUGGUCUUUUUCCCUAAGCAUUUCAUUUGAAAGGAUAACUUGUUUGCUGGUUGGUUAAUUUUCCCACCUGUGCUGGCAGACAUGAUUAACCCAUCAGGUAAAUACUAUUACAGUCGUGGUUUCUGCAGCAGCCCACAUUGUUGUAGCUGGUAUUUAUAACUGCCUUCUUUCACUCCCCAUUUCUGAUUCCCUUUGCCUUGAGAUGGCAUGUCAGCUGCUCAUGGUGCUUGGUCUGGCAGGAUGACUCAAACCUUCAUUACUGAACAGUCUGAACCAUUAGAUGUCCUGCCUAGAUGGCGUUGCUGUAAUUUUUCAUUAACUCUGAUCAUAAAACACAGGAGUACUAAGAAGCUCUCUAGAUAUGUCAGGCAUAGUGUUCCUUAGCCCCUGGUCUAGUAGGAACCCAAUAUCCGUGUUUUUUGUUUGUUUGUUUUUGUUUUUUACUUUCCAUCAGCCGAGCCAGUAGUGGAUCCCCUCA